Molecule: messenger RNA, 1784 nt
Organism: Solea senegalensis (Senegalese sole)
Lineage: Eukaryota; Metazoa; Chordata; Actinopteri; Pleuronectiformes; Soleidae
Gene: cryz
Product: crystallin, zeta (quinone reductase)
Exons: 8
Coding region: 89-1081 (330 amino acids)
Cellular component (GO): cytosol
Molecular function (GO): quinone reductase (NADPH) activity; NADPH binding; zinc ion binding
Source: RefSeq, a predicted model, not a curated record
AUCCAGCUGGUGUCGCUGUCGCACUUCUAAACAAGUUGUUUAGACGGAGGUUGUUUUUAGUAGCAGCAUUGAAAGCAGCAACAGAGUCAUGUCAGUCAGCAGCAGGUUAAUGAUGAGAGCCAUCCGUGUGAGUGAGUUUGGAGCUCCGUCAGUCCUCAGACCGUGUUCCGAUGUCCCUGUCCCGCAGCCUGGACCAGGACAGGUGUUGAUCCGCGUCCACGCCUGCGGUGUGAACCCUGUGGAAACUUACAUCCGCGCUGGGACUUACGGUCGCACUCCUGCGCUGCCGUACACACCGGGCACAGAUGUCGCCGGAGUGGUGGAGACUGUUGGACAAGGAGUGGCUGCAGUCAAGACAGGAGACCGUGUCUUCACCACAGCCACAGAGUCUGGUGGUUAUGCAGAGUUCACCGUAGCAGCAGACAACUGUGUUCACAAACUGCCUGAUGCUUUAGAUUAUGCACAAGGAGCAGCCAUCGGGAUCCCGUACUUUACUGCCUACAGAGCUCUGAUUCACAAAGCCCAUUCCAAGGCUGGAGAAACUGUCCUCAUACAUGGAGCCAGUGGAGGGGUGGGCGUGGCAGCGUGCCAGUUGUCCCGGGCUCUUGGUCUGCGGGUGUUGGGGACAGCAGGGACACCUGAGGGAAUGAAGCUGGUCCUGGACAACGGCGCUCACAUGGCCUUUAAUCACAGAGAAGAAGGAUACACGGAUAAAAUCAUGGAGGCCACAGAGGGCAAAGGUGUAGACGUGAUCGUGGAGAUGCUGUCAAACGUCAAUCUGAGCAAAGAUCUCCAGAUGCUGGCCUUUGGUGGACGUGUCAUGGUCGUUGGCUGCAGAGGCUCCAUUGAGAUCAACCCCAGAGACACCAUGUCUAAAGAGAGCAGCAUCGUGGGAGUGGUUCUUUUCUUUGCUACACCGGAGGAGAAGAAGGAGUGUGCAGCGUUUCUUUACGCAGGGAUGGAGGCCGGGUGGCUGCGUCCAGUCGUCGGCCCCCGGUACCCGCUCGACGAGGCCGCCCAGGCUCACCAUGACAUCAUCGAGUCACGCGGAGCUGCUGGGAAGAUCGUCCUGAGCAUGUGAAGCCGCGACACGUCGCAUGAGAAUCGCAUGAGAGAUUUUAUCUGUGUUUUUGAAACAAUCACUCUCACUAGAAUUGAGGUGGCGGUCAGUGUUGCGUUCUCCCUUCACUGGGUUGGAUCUGAUCUGUUUUGCUUUUCACACUUUUCAUGUGUUCAACAGCCAAAAUAAAUAAAUAUGUUCACUGAAUAAAGCAAACGACUACAAUGGUACAGUCCUUAACUGUAUAUCUUCACUUCUCUCUCACGUCUGUCUUCAGCUAUAAUCCGUCCUCUCAAUGAAGACUUGUAUACAAUCUAUAUUUUUAAAAAGAGAUAAAUAUUCUUAUAUGCUGGGAGAAGACGUGAAAAAGCAAAGUGUUGGGCAAAAGGGAGUUACCUGAUGAUUCUCCUCAGAGCAGGGCGACAGUUAAGUAUUGUAAGUAUUUACUUGAUGAAUUGUUUUGGUCCAGGAAAUGGUCACGAAACAUGUUGGUUUCUCAAACAGAGGAACUGGUUUUACACAGUUUUACACAGCUGUAAAAUAAUCCAGCUGAUUAUUUGCUUUGAUUGUGAGAAUAGUUGAAUCAUCGCAGGCCUAUUUGUUGUUGUUUUCUCGUCACCAACGAGUGUGUUUACACAUUCAGUCCAUUGCUAAGAUGCAGGUUUUGUUUCUGCAGCGUUCACUGAGUCACUGUAAUUAUUAAAUAAUAAAAGCUCCAUCCUCA